Pangasianodon hypophthalmus (striped catfish) is the source of this 3977-nucleotide messenger RNA. It is a transcript of the gene tom1, whose product is annotated as target of myb1 membrane trafficking protein. The transcript has 16 exons. Gene Ontology annotation, cellular component: membrane; endosome. Gene Ontology annotation, biological process: signal transduction. The record is from RefSeq and is a predicted model, not a curated record. Lineage: Eukaryota; Metazoa; Chordata; Actinopteri; Siluriformes; Pangasiidae. Gene Ontology annotation, molecular function: ubiquitin binding; clathrin binding; phosphatidylinositol binding. The coding region runs from base 143 to 1558 and encodes 471 amino acids.
UUUAAAAGAUGACGUAGCCUCGCUGACUUUCCAGUUCGCCGGGUAAACCCCUUUCAGAAACAGGAGUGUUUGUUUGGGUUUUUUUUAUUUUUUUUUUCGGUGUCGUCAGGUAUCCUUCAAAAAUCCGAUACUGACAGACAAGAUGGAGUUUUUAACAGGAAACCCUUUUUGUACACCUGUAGGCCAGCGAAUAGAAUAUGCUACAAGUUUGCAGUCAGAAGACUGGGGACUCAAUAUGGAGAUCUGCGACAUCAUCUGUGAGACAGAAGAUGGCCCUAAAGAUGCAGUCAGAGCAAUAAAAAAGAGGAUUGUGGGGAAUAAGAAUUUUAAAGAGGUCAUGCUGGCAUUAACAGUUCUGGAGGCCUGUGUGAAAAACUGUGGCUACAGGUUCCAUGUCCUAGUGUCUACCAGAGAGUUUGUAGAAGGGGUUUUGGUCCGAACUAUUUUACCUAGAAAUGAUCCUCCUUUGGUUGUUCAUGACAGAAUACUGACUAUUAUACAGGCCUGGGCUGAUGCAUUCCGUAGUUCUCCAGAUUUAACUGGUGUAGUUUGUGUGUAUGAAGAUCUCAGGAGGAAAGGAAUUAAGUUUCCAGUGGCUGAGUUGUGUAGCCCAAUACACACCCCCAGCAAGCGUUUUUUUCCUGCAACUGGAGGUGAGGCUCCUCUCUCACCCACACACCAAGCUCAGACCCAACAGCAGACAUCCCCCUGGCAAAACACAGAGGGUCCAAUCACUUUAUCACCUGACCAGGUGAAAAAGUUGAUGUCUGACCUGGAAACAGUUCAUAGUAACCUUAAGGUGAUGUCAGAAAUAAUGAGUCAGAUGGAUCCUGGGUGCAUUCAACAGUCAGAUGCAGAGCUCCUGAAGCAGUUGUACUCCACAUGUAAGGAGAUGCAGGACCAAAUAGUUCAUCUUAUUCCCAGAGUAACUGACGAGAAGCUGGUAGAGCAGCUGCUGGCUGCUAAUGAUGACAUGAACACAGCCUUCACACAAUAUCACAGUUUUGAGAAACGUCUCAACAGGCAGAAUUCUGAACAGUCGGGUGCCGACCUCAUUGACCUGGAAGCUCCCUGUAAGCCACGAAGCCAAUCACAAGUGGAAGCUCCGGUGUGUGAGCCAAUCAGCCAAACAGUCAGCAGUCUAUCAAGUCACAUGGGUCGCCUGAGCACAAAGGAGAAGGAUGAUAUUCAGAGCAAAAACUACUCUUCAGGGAAUCUUCAAGAUGGGGACAGCCAGGAAAGCUCUGCAUUGGAUGAACUCGCAGCAGGAAGCAGUCAGGUACACAAUGCUGGAGGGGAUGACCGCCCAGACUCCACCCUCCUUGGCUCUUCACCUCAGUUUUAUUGGAUGAUGGAAAAGGGAAUGAUUCCUGUCAAUCAAAGUGAAGUGAUGGACAAUAUUGAGCAGUGGCUUGAUAUGGAUGAUGAUGAUGACUUGGGAGAUGAGGGUGUCACUAGUGAAGAGUUUGAUAAGUUUUUGGCAGGCAGAGCAAAAGCAGCCGAUCGUCUUCCAUCCGUUAAACCUUCAUCUAAUGACCGCAUGCCCUCACAACCAUAGUUCUCUACAGAAGCACAAUCAUCCACCUUAAUAUCAACGAUCUGUAGCAUAAAGUGGAUUGGUUUGUGCCAUUAUGCUUUAUGUAAGGGGAAUUAUAUUUUAUUUAUGUGGUGCUGUAUCAUCUGUCCUUCUUGCACAUUUAUAAACUAUAGGGUUAUGUCAUUGUUAUAAUCUAGUUUUUACUGUAUUUUUUUUUUUAACAAGGGUACUGUGUAGUGUAUAACAUGAAUUUGAAAUGUUCCACUGACUGGUUUUAGGUUUGUGGCACUGAUUUAAUGUCAUUCUCAAUUUCACCAAGCUAUUAGGUGUUUUAUCUUAUACAAGGAGUGGAAUUAUGGCUAUCCUUGAUUUGGGCAUGAAAGAUGCCCAAAGGUUUUGUGGUCCUUUUGGUGACAGAACAGAACAAACUAAUUUUCAAAUGUAUAAGUUAUACUCAGUCCUCACAAACUGUUUUUAAGGCAGGACAAGCAUAAAUAGCAUUGCUGCCUCAGAGUUCCAGGGUCCCUGGUUCAAUCUUAAGAUCUGGUUACUGUUGGUGGGUUUUCCUGGUACUCAGAUUUCCUUCCAUCUCCCAAAAACACGCCAGAUUGGCUAUGCUAAAUUGCCUCUAGGUGUGAAUGAGUGUGUGAAUGUGGUGCCCUGCGAUGUACUGGCGAUCCAAUCGGGGUGCAUUCCUGCAGUCCUGGGAUAGGCUCUGGAUAAAACCAUUACUGAAGGAUGGAUGGAUGGAUGGAUGGAUAUGUCUAUGAGAAUGGCUGCCCACUAUAGUGAUUGGCAUCUGCAAGUGGUUCACAUCCAGGCUCAGUGUAGGUGGUGCCAUAUCUACCAAGGAGACUACAUGCAGUCUGGAUUAUAUUAUCUAAUUACAAAAAAUAAUACAUUUGAAAAUACACAUGAUCAAACUAGUUACUUUUUAAUGGAUUAUUUGGUUACAUUUAUGCAUAAAUGAAUCAGUCUAAUAAUCUGUAAUUUAUUGAGAGUGCCCAUAAACUGCAUAAUAGCUCUUACUAUAACUGAGCUAACAUCAGAGAAAGGGUUCGCUAGUUAUCUGCUAGCUAUCUACUGCAAUGUUAAUUUAUUGUCUAUUUUUAUCACACUUUGCUAUUUAUUUAAGUCCCUAUGUAUGAGAUCUGUUAUGUAUUUUUAGAGCUCUAGGCUGGUGUCUAAAUGACUUUGUGAGCCUUUUUGAUUUGACUGUACUCUUUUCUUUGCAAUACAUCUAGUCAUCUCAGCUAACUGUUAAUAGCAGAAGGCAAUGAAACUGUUCUGUAAACAUAUGUGGCUAGCUUAGGUUAGGAUGUGUGCUAAUUGGUAAAAACACCAGACAUAUUGUACCAGAGAGUUUGCUCCCAGGAAUAACAGAUUGUAAUGUUUUGAGCUGAUUCUAAUUAUUAUAGGUUGGUGUUUAGGUAAAAUAUGUUAACAAAGUGCAAAGUUCACAUUCUUCAAUUUAAAAACAGACACUGAUGUGUUAGCUUUUCUGUAUUUAAAAAAAAAUAAAUUAAAAAAUUCAGGGAGUGUUACAUACAAAAUACACUUUAGAUAUCAAGAUUCUGAUACUGAAAUCCCACUUGUGUCCACCUGUGACAUAUCUUACAGUUUACUAACAGUUACCUAGCCAUCUAGCUGGUUUGCAUAUUGCACAUUUAUUCAUAGAUCCUGGAGUGUUUUUGUGUGUGUAUUUCAAAUUAAAAGCAUAUUAAACAAAUAGUUAUUUUUCAAACUAUAGGUUUUGUUUAAUGGUUUAAAAAGUACAUGUUCAUGGGUUGUUUUAAUGCUAGUUUCUGAAAUAAUGAGUAUGUCCUGGUGUCACCCUUUUUUAAUUUUAUUAUUAUGAUAUUGCGAGAUUAUAGAAUGUUAAUAUACCAUGUAUAGUAUGUACCAUGUUACUUUGUAGAGUGUGUCGUUAUAGUUAUCAAAAAAAAAAGUGGGAUGUCAAUAAGGAGUCGGUUGUGUCACAGUGCUUUUAGAUGAAACCUGUCAUUUUGUUUUCUUUUUUUUUAAUGAAAGGAGUGUUAUUUGACAUUCUCAGUACUUAAUGUUACAUUACCUAAAAAAUAUUGAGCAGGCUUUAAUAAAUGCAUGUAGAGGGGUAAUAGGUAUGUAUUCCUCAUUCCACAGAAGUAUAUGAAACCAAUAAACCAGUUAGAUUCAAGGCAGUCCAAAAUAAGUCCAAGAGUUCUCAGAUUAUAUUACACUUCCUAAAUAAUCAUUAGUAACCAGUAACACAAUUUCCCUGUAAUCUCCCCAACACUGCUGUCCUUCAGUCUUGCAUUUUAAUAUGUUAUUGAAGUUAAGGCAAGUUCAACUGUGGUGAGUGGUUAUAUUUUUUGUAGUGAAAGUUUUGUAGUUUCUAUGGUUUGGAUUUGUAUAAUGUUAUAAAAUAUUGUAUGUUACAUAAAUAAAAUAUCUGAAAAUC